CAUUGUUAUCAUCCUAGGAAAUCGUAUUCAUUCCGCGCCUUUCAUGUGCCGAACAUAAAGUAUACAGAUGACGAUUUCAAUUUAUUAUUCUCAAUAGUUACCUAAUAUUUGAUUAAAAUUACGUAACAUUAUGCCAAAGGUUCUCUGUUUGUGAUAUUAAUUUGUCAGUUAAAAACCAUGUCCAGAUCUACGUUCAUAAAUUUCAAGCGAUUAGCUGAUACAAAUGUUUGUUUGAAAAACAGAAAAUGGAAACAUAUUAGUUUUACAAAUGGAAAACAAACUAUCUGUACAAUUAGUGAUUCUUCAAAAAUAAUUAUAACACCCAAAUGCUUAUGUUAUACUCAAACAAGAAUGUUUAUUAAUUUUUUGGUACCUGAUGGUGGAAGAAGUAAUAAAAAGGUGUAUAGAGACAAAAAAUUAAUUGGAUAUUCUCCAAUACAAAUGUUUGAUGUUAUUCAAGAUACAGAAAAUUAUAAAAAAUUUUUGCCAUUUUGCCGGCAGUCUACAGUCAUAUUAAAGGAGAAAAAUCAUGCAAAGACUUAUUUAGAAAUUGGUUUUCCACCAAUAAUAGAGAGUUAUGUAUCACAUAUAACAUUUGAGCAUCCUUAUAUGAUCAAAGCAGAGUGCCGCGAUGGAAAAUUGUUUAAAUAUUUACUUACUCAGUGGAAUUGUGAUCCUGGAUUAAAAGAUAAUCCAGGAACUUGUAUUAUCAAUUUUUUUGUAUCUUAUGAAUUUAAAUCGCAACUACAUUCGGCAGUAGCUAAUAUGUUUUUCAAUGAACUAGUUAAGCAAAUGGAGCAGGCAUUCUUUGAUGAAGCAGCUCGACGAUAUGGAAAACCAUGUAUCAAAGCCCAAAAACUAAAAUUAUAAUUUUUUUAUUUUUUUAUUGUUGUUUCAAGAGAAAUAACAAUAUAUGUUUUUUCUUGUAAUGAAUUAUGUUAAAGAGUUAGUGUUGAUUCUUGUGUUAAUGUUAAUUGAAGGGCUUUAGAAAUUUACUUAUUAAACUUUUAUCUCCAUUAUGAAAUCAUUGUUAUGUAGUCAAAGAAAAUUGAUAACUAUUGUGUUAACAAUAAGUUGUAAUAACAUCUACGGACUUGAUAAGUCAUUUAUUGUAAAUUUGUAAUUAUAACUAGGUAUAUUGAAAUACUGAUAAGUACUAAAUUAUUCACUAAU
This is a messenger RNA of Sipha flava (yellow sugarcane aphid), 1173 nucleotides long. RefSeq names its product coenzyme Q-binding protein COQ10 homolog A, mitochondrial. Gene Ontology annotation, molecular function: ubiquinone binding. Bases 178 to 870 code for a protein of 230 amino acids. The transcript is spliced from 3 exons. Lineage: Eukaryota; Metazoa; Arthropoda; Insecta; Hemiptera; Aphididae. Gene Ontology annotation, biological process: cellular respiration; ubiquinone biosynthetic process. The record is from RefSeq and is a predicted model, not a curated record. Gene Ontology annotation, cellular component: mitochondrion.